UCCAAAUAUCUCUCUCAGUCUCAAGCCAAAGAAGACACCAACUCUUUCACUUCCUUUCUUCAAACACAAAGCUCAAAGCCAACACCCAAAAGGGUUGAAAGUGGGGAAAGAAUCACAAGUAAAGAAAACAAGCAAGAAGCAGCAGAGCAUAGGUUCCAUUAACAAAGGGGGUGGUGGUAGGGGGCGUGGGGCAAGUGAUGCGAUCAGGAACUUGCGCAGCUCAGCAGACCCUCACACCGGAGGCUGCUUCAGUUCUGAAGCAUUCCCUUUCUUUAGCCGCUCGUCGUGGCCAUUCCCAUGUAACUCCUCUCCAUGUAGCCUCCACUCUCCUCUCUAAUAACUCCAAACCCCCCACUCUCCUCCGCCGCGCCUGCCUCAAAUCCCACCCUCCUCACCCUCUCCAAUCCAGAGCUCUCGAGCUCUGCUUCAAUGUCGCCCUCAACCGCCUCCCCUCUUCCCCACCUCUCCUUCACUCCCCUCCUUCUUUAUCCAACGCCCUCAUUGCUGCCCUCAAGCGCGCCCAAGCCCACCAACGCCGUGGCUCCUCCUCCUCCUCCUCCCUCGACCACCACCACCAACAACAACAGCAACACCCUCUUCUCACAGUCAAAGUCGAGCUCCAACAUCUCAUCAUUUCCAUUCUUGACGACCCGAGUGUCAGCCGUGUCAUGAGAGAGGCUGGCUUUUCUAGCACUGCUGUUAAAACCAACAUUGAAGAAUACAAUGACAACAACAACAACAACAACACUAUUUUUAUCUCUCCUCCUUCUCCCAUUUCUUCCCAUUUCUUCUCUGCUCAAACCAACUCAUACACCCCCUUUUUCUUCUCUUCUUCUUCUCCUCCUCCUCCUCCUACUACUGAUGCAACUAAGUUAGUGUUUGAGGCUUUCUUGGGGAAGAACAAUAAUAAUUUGAGAACUAAUGUUGUUGUUGUUGGGGACUCUGUUGGGCUGACAGAAGGGGUAGUGUUUGAGGUUAUGAGGAAAGUGAAAAUGGGGGAGGUUCCUGAGGCUAUGAAAGGGGUUAAGUUUGUGGAGUUUCUUCCAUUAAUGAAGGGUUCUUCUUCUUUAAAAUUGGGUGAGUAUGUGAAGGAUAAUGGAGACGGAGGUGUCCUGGUUUAUGUUGGGGACUUGAAAUGGAUUGUGGAAGGAGGGAAUAGUGAUGAAAUUGAACGCCUGGUUGGGGAGAUUGAGAGGUUGCUGAAAGGGGAUUUUCUUAAUGCUAAUAACAAUGGUUCUAAAGCUAAGAUUUGGGUUAUGGGUAUGGCGAGUUAUCAGAUUUACAUGAGGUGUCAAAUGAGACAGCCUGCUCUUGAAACUCAGUGGUCUCUUCAUGCUGUUCCUGUUCCCUCUUCUGGACUUGGCUUAACUCUCCAUACUUCUAGUGUUUAUGAUUCAAGGCCAAGUUUCUUCUCUCAAACCAUGGAAACAAAGCAAUUCAUUGCAAAAGAAGAACAUGAAAAGCUUACUUGCUGCGCUGAAUGCACUUCAAAUUUCGAAAAUGAAGUCCAACAUUUGAAAUCUUUCCAGUCCAAGCAAGUUCCCUCCUGGCUGCAACAGUAUAAUGUCAAUCAAUCACAUUCAAAGGAUGAGUUUGUGGAACUAAGGAAAAAAUGGAACAGAUUUUGCAGCAGCCUACACAGAGAUGGUUCAGCUCAGAGCUUGAUGGGAAAAAGCUUCUCUUACUGUUCAUCAUAUCCAUGGUGGCCAAAGAUUGAUGAAUCAAAUUCAAUUUCCUUCACAGAUAAUCAAACACCAAAGCCAUUACAGAGUUCCAACUUCGUCCCACCAUUCAGAAGGCAACAAUCAUGCACAACAAUCGAGUUUGAUUUUGGAAAUGCAACAACAAAACAAAGUCAAGAUCGAGAAUCAUCACCAAGCUUGAAUUCUCUCAAACAUAUGGUGGGGAAGGAAGUGAAGAUCACUCUAGCUCUGGGGAAUCCGCUGUUCUACGAUUCAUCAGCAGAAUCCAUGGAAAUGGAAAGCGAAAGAAAGACCGAACGAGGAGAGAUUUUGAAGGUCCUGCAAGAGAAUGUACCAUGGCUAUCAGAAUCGCUUCCUAGUAUAGCAGAAACAGUAAUUUCAGCAAAGAAGAAUGAGAAACGGAUUCAAUGGAUUUUGAUGGAGGGAAAUGAUUUCAUUGGAAAGAGAAAGAUGGCUCUAGCAAUUGCAGAAUCAGUAUUUGGAUCUAUUGAGUUUUUCUUGAACUUGAAUUCGAAAAGCGAAGAAAUGGGGAUUUCUCGAUCUGAAAUGGUGGAGAAGGCAUUGAAAUCGACUAGAGAGCUUGUGAUUUUGGUGGAAGAUGUGGAAAUGGCGGAUUCACAGUUCAUGAAAUUCCUGGAAGAUGGAUUCGAGAGUGGGAAAUUCGGAGAAGUAAAAGAAGAAAGCAUCGAAAAAUUGAUAUUCGUUUUAACAAAAGACGAUUCCUCCGAUAAAAAGAAGAACAGAGAUUCUUCAUCAUCUGUAAUCGAGAUGGCCCUAGAAAUCGACGCUAGGGAAAAACACAUGCGAAAGGCAGAACGGGAGAUCGAAAACAAAUCGAAGAAAGCAAGAAUCAAUAAGAACAGACAAUCAAGCACCAACAACAACACAAUCGAUCUCAACCAAAAAGCAGCCAACGAAGAAGAUCAAAAACAAGAACAAGACGAUGCAGAAACGAAUCAAACAUUACCAAAUGGGCAGAUAAGUCCGAUAUCGAGCGAUCUAACGCGCGAAACAACGAUGUACAAUCUGAAACCAGCAAAUGGGUUUAUGGAAUCGAUCUCAAAUCGGUUCCUUCUGAAAUCAAAAUCAACACAAGAAUCAGAAAUCAGAGAGCAACUGAGGCGGAUAAUGACGGGGGCAUACGAGGAGAAUUGUAAAAAGUGGAAAUGGGAUUGGGAUUGGAAUUGGGAUUGUAGAUUUAGGGUGGAAGAGGGGGUUUUAGAAGGGAUUGUAGAGGGAUUUGGUUCAUUUUCUAACAAAGUGUUUGAAAAAUGGGUGAAAGAGAUUUUUCAAACGAGCUUAGAAGGUGGUAGAUAUGGCGGGAAACAGGAAGGGGGUAUAGAUAUAAGGCUGUGUUUGGAUCAAAAACACAUUUUGGAGGAAGAACACGAAGAACACGAAGAAGGGUAUAUGGGUUCUUGUCUCCCUAAAAAAAUCAAACUUUCUUCUAUGGAUUGAAAGUGGUCUUUCAUGUAAAAUGUAAAAUCUCUAGUCCUUUAACUAUAUUUCAUCACUUUUCUUAACGACUUUCACUUGAAU
Molecule: messenger RNA, 3242 nt
Organism: Cucurbita maxima (winter squash)
Lineage: Eukaryota; Viridiplantae; Streptophyta; Magnoliopsida; Cucurbitales; Cucurbitaceae
Product: protein SMAX1-LIKE 4-like
Exons: 3
Coding region: 198-3161 (987 amino acids)
Source: RefSeq, a predicted model, not a curated record